CCGACUGCUGCCAGCGAAACUUUGGGAGGCCGUUGGACUGCUGCACUUUGGAUAACGAAGGAAGUGACGAAUCCAUAAUACUAGAGGUGAAAAAACUCCCGAAGAAAAAGACAGAAACUAAGAUAGAAGCGAAAGUCAGUGUGCAGCGUCCAGACCUAGCACGAGCGUCAAUGGCACGAGGACGAAUGUGCACGAGCUUACAAAUCAAAGUUCCCUCAGUGAGAGGCGCGCGGCGAGUGAAAACAUCAGAGUGAUUCGCGCGUGACGCGGCUUUCCUAAUGUUGCAUUUAUCAAACGUAAAAAGUCUGCAGACCUUCUUUAAAAGUCUUUAUGAAUUCGUCUGUAUAUCCAGCUUCCAUAAAAUAUGGAUGAAGCGUUAAACGUGGAUUUUAGGGAAGGUAGCGGAGUCUCGUGGAAUGAGUCGAGCCGCAUCAACGGUACAUUAUAACUGCUGCACUGUUAUUCCAGUGACUUCGGAUAUUGAGUUUAAGGAUAAUCUGGAAUGUUCGCGAGGUGUAUUUCAUCGGGUUCAGUUCGGUUAACUGUAUUGGUUUGGGUGCUCGCGGCGUCGGUAAGUUUCGGGUCCGGUUCGGAGCUGAAGGUGAGGGUUCGUCUGGCCGAUGGACAGAUCACAGAUGAAGUUCUGGAGGCGGACAGUGAGAAGGACUCCAUCACUGUGGAGUUUAAACAAGGAGAUGGGACUCUUAUCACUUUUGUGGCCGAUUUCAAGCAGGAUCUAAAGAUAUUUCGGGCGCUGAUCCUUGGAGAGCUUGAGAGAGGGCAGAGCCAGUACCAGGCUCUCUGCUUCAUCACACGCCUCAACCACAAUGAGAUCAUCCCCAGCGAGUCCAUGGCCAGACUCCGACAGAAAAAUCCUCAAGCCAUCCGUAUAGCGGAAGAAAAGAGAAGCACAGAGAUGCUGAGCAUGAACGUAGCGGUCAACUUGACACGGACGUGGCAGCUGAGCGCCGACAUCCACAACAUCUGCAGCGUCGCCCGGGAUGCAGUGUACACGCGCGAGGCUGACGUCAAACACUGGCUGGACAAAGGUGUUGAAAGCUCCAUGUUCGAGUCUCAGGCAGUGGAGGUGACAGGCCUACAGAGCUGUGGGACAGUGAAGGACCUGUGGCAACCUUGUUCCUGUAGCUACAACUUCAGAUUGGAGUGGUACCCCUGCUUGCUAAAAUACUGUCGCAACAGGGAUGUUUCCGGCAGGGGUAGCCCUUAUAAAUGUGGCAUCAAAAGCUGCAGCAAGGGCUACCAGUUUACAUACUAUGUGCCCCACAAACAGCUGUGCCUAUGGGAGGAAGAAACUUAAAGCAAUAUCACUGGUUCUUAAGACAAGACAAAACACUUUCAAUGGGAGGUUUUCUUCACCUCUAAGCCUUAAGACUCAUGUGCCUUUUGUACAGAGAUGUGUGACAAUGACUUUACUUUUGGUAUUUCCAAACGGAUGGGGAUGGAUGGAGCCAUUUUUUUUAAAGUCGGAUUUAUCCUUAAAACAUUUGCGAUACCCCCAUGAUCUAUUUUUAUUUUUUCAGACCAGUCUUCCAGGUCUUUGAUUUUUGAGGAAGUCAAGUAUUUGAAGCUUUCGCUGUUCUUAAAGGUACUGAGAAAUGAUUACCUAUAGAAACGUUGAUUUGUCAAGUACAGCAAGUGAAUUUGGGAUAAACGACCUGUGAUUUACUAGUCAGUAUAUAAAAUGAUGUCAUCUUCAAUUUAGCUCAAGGCAGGUUGCCACUUUUCUUUCUUUUUAUAGAAACUGGUAUUAUUUAUUUGCAGUGGGAAAUUAUUGAAGACUCUUAAGCAUCGUGCACAUGUUCAGAGAAAUUUCUAUUUUUAUUUCAUAUGGUUUAAGUUCAGUGUUUUCAAUGUGUUACAUUUAAGACGCUGUGUUCAAUACAUGUUGGUACAGAGCCAAAACACUUUUUGGUGACUCAUUCUGUCUUCAUUUGAUUUAGUCGGAUUCACCAAAAGUCUUAAUGCUGACAACACUUUGGGAUUUUUUUUAUGGCUGAGCGUGUGUGUAUAUAUGCGUGUUCGUUUUCAUAUAGAUGGAGAUGUUAUAUGAUUUUGUUCCUGCAUUUUAUGGUAUUAUAACAGUAUCAUUUAAGGACCAUUUGAAUGGGCUUUGUGUGCAGUAUGUUGCUGUUGAAGCAAGUCACAUUUUGUGUCCAGGUGACCUUUACAGACGGAUCCAGUCAAAAUUGGUAAAGUAACUAAAGGAAUCAAAGUAACUAUGUCAGUCAUGUAUGUUUUGAUGGAAUUGAAAGACAAAUAGGAAUAGAAAGAUCUCUAAACUAUUUGCUAUUGUGCACCCAACACUGCCAUCUUCUGGUAAUGCAACAUUACUGUAAUUCUGGUCAUGGAUCCUCAAAUUAGAAUACAUGUGCUACUUUAGCAGGGACAUCCUGUUUAUUAAAUGUCUUAAGAUUUCUCAGCUUUACACAUGACUCAUUUAACAGGACCAAAACACAGACUGAGUCCUAUCAUUUCGCUUUUAACAUGACACAUUUGACUGGGUUGUAGUUUAUGGUACUAAAACGUUUAUACUGACCUAUUUAAUUUAGUUUUUGAUGAGUUUAAGUGUUAUUGUUAAAAGUGUUGUUUGAGAUUACACCUGUCCUAAACUCUCUAAACUAGAACCACCCCAACCAACAGCCAUUGUCUGGAUUAUAAGUGCCUUGGUGAUUCAGUGUUUACUAUUUCCUUUAACAGAUAAAGCUAUUAUAAAUAACGCUCAAAACUAUUUUCAUAUGAAAAAUAAUAUGAGCAAAUAUGAAGAAAUUUUAAAUAAAAGCUCUUUCAGCAAAAUA
Messenger RNA from Paramisgurnus dabryanus, 2816 nucleotides. It is a transcript of the gene oafa, whose product is annotated as OAF homolog a (Drosophila). NCBI's taxonomy places the organism in Eukaryota, Metazoa, Chordata, Actinopteri, Cypriniformes, Cobitidae. The record is from RefSeq and is a predicted model, not a curated record.